AUGCCUGCUCCUAUUGCCAAAGGUAUUAUCGUGACGGUCUCCGUCCUGGUGGCUGCUGGUGUUGCCGUCUACCAAUCCCCUCAGUUUCAGCAGUGGGUGACCAAUUCUCGACGCAAAAUCGCGUUAGCCUUGCAUAACCUAGGCGAUGAGGUUCAACCACGCGACCCCGCCUCCCCGACCCGGGAAGAUAUCUCCAUGACGGAGGAAAUUGGCGAAGCAGCGGUAGAGCGCAGACGCAUUGCGAAGGCGGAAAUCAUGCGGCGGGCCGCAUUUCUGGAGUCAAGGCGCAGGAGCAAGGACUCUGAACAGCACCGUGGCAGCUUCGACACUCUUGUAGACGGGGACGGAAACCUUCGUAUUUCUAAGGGCAACCUCGACCAGUUGGAUGCUAACCCUUCCGCCCGCUCUUCUGGCGUGGACACUGGUGUCUCGCAGCCUCUUCACCGAGGAGGUGCGUCCAACGUGGCCGACAGCCCCAAUAUGAACCAACGCCAGCUCCAUAUCGAUAUCCCUUCAGAGACUACGUCCCACCACCCCUCGGAGAUCAUACAAUUUACACCCACCUCCGAAGUGCCGUCAGAAAUGUUGUUUGACCCGUUCGCUGGCUCCCCCGUGCGAGAACAGACCCCUGUGUCUGUCUCAGCAUCCAGCCACACGGAGGCCAACGACCAGGUUUACUAUGCUCAUCCUGAUUCGCAAAUCAACAGCAGCCAACCACAAGACUUGCUUACCGAUCUGGAUGACAUCAGGCAGGAUAAUCAAUUUCAGCAUCCUGUAUCGUCGGCACCAUCCGUCGCUGGAAGCUACAGCCUCAUCGAAGGGUUCACUGAAGGGUCCUCUGAUGGAACACUGAGUGACCUGGGCGGGCGCUCAGUCGGAGGCAUCGCUACCCCUGCCAGCUGGUCUGAAGUGGGAAGUGUAAUUAGUAAUGAUGAUGCUGGUCAUCAACAGCUACUGUAA
Penicillium canariense is the source of this 960-nucleotide messenger RNA. RefSeq lists its product as uncharacterized. The coding region runs from base 1 to 960 and encodes 319 amino acids. The transcript has 2 exons. The record is from RefSeq and is a predicted model, not a curated record. NCBI's taxonomy places the organism in Eukaryota, Fungi, Ascomycota, Eurotiomycetes, Eurotiales, Aspergillaceae.